CUGAGCUGCGGGAGGAAAGGAGGAGGAGAGAGAGAAGUUGCCUGGUUUGAAAGCAGGCGAUCUGAACUGAGUUGCAAGUUUGUGAGCGGGCUGCCGGAGGAAUAACUCGGAGUCCGGUCUCGGCACACCUCGGUGUUCUGGAUAUUUACCUCCAGUGCAGAAGAAUGGCGAGAGAUUACGCAGCGCGCUGCCCGCGCUCUCCGGGGCGGAACGCCUGGAUGGUGGCAGCGGUGAUCAUUCUGGCUGCUCAAGGUGGUGUUGCUCAGAAAGUGCGAGUGGAGGAAGAGUUGGAGGCGUAUCCCACAGAAUCUGUCGAUUUGCGCUGUGAAUUCGUCGAUGGAGGGAGUUUAACCAAGCUCACACAGGUGUCGUGGAUAUGGGAACCUGUUGAUGGCCAAAGGGACAACAUUGCCGUGUACCACCCAACCUAUGGGCAGAGUUUUCCCAAUGUGGCCUUUAAGGAUCGAGUUAUUUUUCUCCAAAACAAUCUGAGGAUCCCGUCCAUAAGGAUUAAAGACCUGCGCAUGUCCGAUGCUGGGCGCUACACCUGUGAGUACGCUACGUACCCGUCUGGAAACGAGCAGGGAACCACCACGCUCAUAAUGCUCGCCAAGCCCAAGAACUCGGCCAAAGCCGUGACGGUCCAGGCUGGCAGCAAGUCGGUGAUGGUGGCCCACUGCGAGGCGGCGGACGGGAAACCGUCCGCCACCAUCAAGUGGCUGGCGUCGGUUGGUGGCAACCACUCAACCACCUCCACGAACGGGCCGGACGGCACAGUGACGGUUCGGAGUGAGUACAGGCUGGUCCCGACAGCGGAGGACAACGGCAGAGAGGUGACCUGUCUGGUCGACCAGAAGACCCAGGACCGGCCGUGGACUGAGGUUCUGAAGCUCUCAGUGGAGUACCCUCCCACCGUCACCAUCGACGGCUACGACCACAACUGGUACGUUGGUCGCUCUGACGCGGUUCUGUUCUGCCAUGCCACGGCCAACCCUGAGCCCACCACCAUCACCUGGACAACGGCUUCGGGUUCGCUGCCAGACACGGUGGUGGUGGAGCAAAACAAGCUGACGGUGAGGAAGGUGGACGAUGCCGUCAACACUACCUUCACCUGCGAGGUCAAGAACAAGCACGGCGCCAGCAGAAAAACGCUCACCACGUUCGUCAUCGAAGAGAAACGGGAGCCUGUCCAGGAGCAGCAGACAGGCGCUCUGGUCGGAGGCGUCCUCGGCACCCUCAUCUUCAUCGGGAUCAUCAUCGGCAUCGUCUUCCUCAUAAGGAAGUACCAGCAGGACACGGAGGGUCCUCCGAAGCACAAGCCUCCUCCUCCGGUAAAGGCAGGCAGCUCAACGGAGAUGCUGAACAAGCCGUCAGAGCCGCCCACAGCCACAGAGACUGUGCCUCUGAGCCCAGGAGAGGUUUACUACGAGCCCACAGGGGGAGAGCCUGCCACAAUGCUGGAUGAAGAAGCCACCGACGCCCUGAACGGCGGAGCCCCUCCGGUCCUGAACAAGGAUGGCUCUGAUGGUCACCAUGGCAACGACUCAUCCAAUCACGGGCCCUUGUCUGGCAACAUUCCUCGUGGCGAGAGCUUCGUAUCGACCCCCAUGUAUGUGUAGCCGUAGCAACGAAGCCACAACAGAGGCACACGGGAAAGUUUCAGGUCACCUAAAUUAGAAAGAAAAACAAAGGGAGAGGCCAUGACACCUGUUUCUGCUUUUCAUUGUAAACUUAACCUCUAAAGUUUUAAAGUAAUCUGCUCACGGAUGGUUUUCGAUUUCAUUUCCUGCGUUCACAUUUCCUUUUUGUGUUCACAUCAAAGCUAAAGCUUGUAACUUGGGAUGGCUAACAAAGUAUCAAGCCUAUAUUUUCCUUUUCCAAUUUUCUUUCUUUAAACACUUGUUAAAUUCAGUUAAAGUUUCUAUCUUCUCAAGCCAGGAAGCCUUUGAAAUCAUAUGUGUUGUUGCAUAAGAUGAGGCGGGCUUUAAAACCGCAGGCAGAGCCGUUGUAUAGAUGAACCAGAGCUCUGAUUGGUUACUAAUUAAAAUCCACAUUUCCACCCAAAAGCAGUCAGAAAACCGCCUUUUACUGGGAUUUAAUAUGAAAUGUUUUAUGCAACGUUUUGUGCCAUGACGUUUAACAUCAUGAAAUUGUUAUUAAAGUGUGAAAGGGAGGCUGCUGAGCCUCAGCUUGUCUGUUUACAGCCAUGGGACAUAAUUUAAACAUUUUUUUUCUCUCAAAACAAGAUUGUAACAAAAAAAAACACCAUAAGAAAAUUCAGAACAUAACAACUUCCAUAUUCCGGUGUGAGAAACACACCAGUGAAGAAACAAUACUACCAGAAUGGAUUCACACCUUUUUUGUUGUUUUUUUCACAUUUUUCUAACAGAAAAUCAAUAAACAUCCUUCAUAACAAAGUGAAAACAUGUUUUCAGACAUUUUGGAGUGUUUUAAAAAUGUAAACAUAACACUCAUGGUUUAAUACUUUGCCUAAGUAACUUUGGCAUCAAUCGAAGCCUUAAGUUUUGUUUGGAUCUUUUCAGAGAAUCUGAAAUCUGCUUUCCUGGCUGCCUGCUCGGGUCACUGCCGUUUUGGAAGCUGAAUUCUCACCAGAGACUCCAAAACAAUCUUUGUGUUUGGUGUCUCACCCCGGUGCAAAGCAGUUUCCCGGUUUCUGCUGCAGAAAAACAACCACAAUGUUUACAGACAAAUCUUUGAACGUUUGAUUUAAUAUGAACUGCUAAGUCUGAGAUCUUAAGUAGAUAAAUGUAUAACAUCCAAAUCAUCUUCAGUCAACUGAAUUUAUCAGAGUUGGACUCUAAUUAAUCUGCAGAAAGCUCUCAAGGUGGCUCCAUUCUGCGUGAAAUAGCAAUGGGAGGGUGUACUUAUGUACCUCUGACUGAAAAUCAUGUUUUCAGUUUGUUGGUAUGGAGAAUUUUCACUGUUUUUCUUUUAAAUAAAACUAUGUAACCUUUCAACAAGUCUCUAAUAUAUGUGGAAAAGUGAAUUUCCUGGUGACAUUGUUGUCUGAGCAGCAAAGCCUUCGUUAACGUGAACAAAGGAGACGAGGCAUAAUUCGAAGCUGUAACCUGGCAACAUCACAUAAUUAAGAUGCCGUGAUCCGUAUUGGUUGUGUUAAUUGCAAAAUCUGGUGAGGCUACAGCUGCGUAAAUCAGCUUAUAGCAAUACACAACCUGGGAGUUCAUAAAGAUUCACAAACUGUCACACAAACACACAUUCCUCCUUUCAGAAAUCACAGUUUUUAAUUAUUCAAAAAAUAUAUAUAGACUGUGUCAUAAUGUGUCAAAUCUGAGCAUAUGUUAGAGAAAAACUGCCAUUAAAACCAUUUCAACCAUUUGAAAUGAUAACCUAUUCUGAUAUAUGCAGAACAUUUUGCUUUUUAGCUAAUAAGGGAGAAAUAUAAUCUCACCUCAUCCUGCUGUAUGUCCUCUGGCUGAAACUGAAAUUGGUCAACACAGAUGUCAAACGGUACCAAAUGAUAAAAGUUGUAAAUAGCAUUGAUAAUAUUGAUUUAUAAUAUAUUGUUGGUGACAUGUGUAUACAUCAAAUAAACAGGUGUAGGUGUUAUUAGUGCCUCUGUACAGGGGAUGGAAGUCAGCUAAACGUCAAACGAGCGACUAAAAAAACAAAAUGUAUAUUACUAUUUUGCUUUUCACAAGUCCAUUAAAGUUGUCACUUAAUACGAAGAUGUUUUGAGUAUAAAAAAAAUAAAUGGUGUGGAUUUUAUUCCUUGUUCAUAUUGCUCUGCAUGGCAUGAUCAGUGGCUUGUAGAAACACUUUCCCGAGGCUGUUUGCCCAAAAGAAAUCUUCAUCAUUUGUAAAAGCAUUUCUGAAUAUUGGAAAAGAACGCUGCUUUUCUUUUUGUUGUUUUUUUUACAAUCUGUGUCUCGAUGCAUCUGUCAUAAUCGUGCACACCACAAGCUUAAAUCUAAUUUAAGGCGUGUGUUCUUUUGUGUUGUGACAGCUCCCCAGGCUGCCUGUGUUUGUCUUCAGCACAAAUCCAAACAUACAGUAGACACUGAAUUUCUCUCAGCCACAGAGUGCAACACACACAUAAAUGCAGUUUGUUUGUUUGUUUGUUUGUUUCUUCCCUUACCAUGCUUUAUCUUCAUUGAGCCACACAAAUUGUCCUGAGUUCAUCAUGUCAGCUGUCAGAAAACAGGUUGGAGUUGACCAUCUCAGCUCCAACCACCUACAACACAAAGGAGGUGGAUAAACUGCAGAUUUCUAGAGCUGGUCAAUGCGUGGAAAAGCUGAGUGAACAAUGAGAUAAAUAAUCUUAUAUUUUCUGAACCGUAGGCACCUAAUACACUUAUUUCCUGACGUAAGGGAAUAAAACUUACAGUAUCUGUAUUUAGUCAGUAUCUUUCCUGCUGUUGAACGUCCAAUGUGACCAUAAUGUAAAAAAUCAUUAAGAAAUUCUCACUGAGGAAGCUACACUGCAAAAACACAUUUGACCAAGUAUUUUUGGUCUAGUUUCUAGUGCAAAUAUCUUAUUACACUUGAAAUA
Messenger RNA from Xiphophorus maculatus (southern platyfish), 4531 nucleotides. RefSeq names its product nectin-2-like (gene pvrl2l). The record is from RefSeq and is a predicted model, not a curated record. Bases 165 to 1619 code for a protein of 484 amino acids. Lineage: Eukaryota; Metazoa; Chordata; Actinopteri; Cyprinodontiformes; Poeciliidae. The transcript is spliced from 10 exons.